AUGAAGGCAUCCACUCUUUCUGCCCUAUGCACUCUUUUCACAGGCCUCACUUUGGCUCAUCCUGUCGAGCUUUCGGCACGCUCAUCGUCCUACUCUGCCGUCGAUAUCACAAUUCUUCAGUUUGCUCUGACACUUGAGCAUCUUGAAAACACCUUCUACCAGGAGGCCUUCAACACUUUCAGCCUGCAGCACUUUCUUGAUGCCGGCUUCAGCGAGGAGUUCUUCCUCAAUCUGGAAUUUAUCGCGGCCGAUGAAGCGGCGCACGUCACCUUGCUCGAGACUGCCAUCCUGUCGGCCGGCGUCGUCCCCGUCGCCCCGUGUCAGUACAGCUUCCCGGUCACCGAUGUCGCUAGCUUCGUGACUUUGUCUGCCAUCCUUGAGAGCGUCGGCACCAGUGCCUACCUGGGCGCCGCCCCAUUCGUUGGGUCGAAGGAUAUUCUUGCCGUCGCCGCUAGCAUCAUGGUCACCGAGGCGCUCCAUACGUCCCUGCAGAGGUCGUCCAUUGGGGCCGUCGGCGCAGCCGAUCCGUUUGGAACUUCUCUCGACGCCAACUCCGUCUUUACCCUUGCUGCGCAGUUCAUUGUCUCCUGCCCUCCUUCGAAUCCGGCCUUACCAUUCACCGCGUUCCCUAGUCUGAAGGCAAAUGCACAGUCGUGCUUUGCCGAGAGCAGCUCCGUCACAAGCGACAAUCAAACCGCCCCGUCCGCGGCCAACACCACGACGACCGCCAGCAGCAAUGCUACAGGUUAUACGUCUGCUGCCCAAGCAAGCGCAACACAAACCGCCGCCGCCCAGCGUAUGCGGACCCGCACCGCUGGAUCAUCUGCCCUCUCCUGCGCCGCACCUUCUGCCGGUGCGACUGUCAGCCUAAGUCCCGACUUCAGCACGUCAAAGCAUGAUUUUAGCCAGAUCGUGGACGUCUUCGUGACAUUUAUUUCUGGUCUGAGUGUGAUCUCUGUGGGCGUCCAGAUUUCGAAGGCAGGAAUCGAUGUGGCCAUCCCCGCCGGCAUUGGCGGACAAGUGUAUAUUUUCAUCACCAUCAUCGACAUCACUGGUGGCAAGCUCAGUGAUUCGGAUGUGUUGUUCGGCCCUGCGAUCCUAGAGGGUGAGUCAAAGUUUCCCGAUCCUCCAAACUUCAAGAGUUUUCAGUUGUAG
Capronia epimyces CBS 606.96 is the source of this 1155-nucleotide messenger RNA. RefSeq lists its product as uncharacterized. The transcript is spliced from 3 exons. Bases 1 to 1155 code for a protein of 384 amino acids. Lineage: Eukaryota; Fungi; Ascomycota; Eurotiomycetes; Chaetothyriales; Herpotrichiellaceae. The record is from RefSeq and is a predicted model, not a curated record.